This is a messenger RNA of Camellia sinensis, 2347 nucleotides long. The record is from RefSeq and is a predicted model, not a curated record. NCBI's taxonomy places the organism in Eukaryota, Viridiplantae, Streptophyta, Magnoliopsida, Ericales, Theaceae.
AGUGGAGGAGAAGCCAUGGUCAUCACUAGUCAUCAGCUCUAUCGCUUCACUUGAGUUUCGUUAACAUGUCGCCGACUCAUACAACGUACUGUUGCAACCCCCACUCAUCCAACCGUCCAAUCCAUAUCAUCUAUAUAUGGAUCUCCAAAUUCCAACACAGAGGGCCAGAGUAUAUUUGGCACUCACUCACUCUCUCUCUAUCUCUCUCUCGUAGAGACCCAGUUCCUUCAAAGCUCAGCAAUGGCGUUUUCGUCCUGGUUCUCUCGUUUACGUUCUUCAUCAAAACCCAUUUACACUAACCUCCGAUAUUCUCUGAAUAGGACCCAAACCUCUCACAUUACACAGACCCUGAUUCCAGACAAGAAACAAACACCAAUCCUUUCAUGGGUUUGCUCUUUGCUUCCAAUCGCCAUCGCUGUCUCUGCUGGAUCACUUUCUCUCCAGACCCAGAACAACCCAUCACUCUGUGAUGCCUCCAAUCUUGAUCAUGGAGGUGCGAGCUUUGGGGGCAAGGGUAGCACAGAGUAUGUGGUGAAGGGUUCUCACAAGGAUGUUCCGCAAGAGCUUAUUGAUGAAUUGAAAGCUAUUUGCCAAGAUAAUAUGACAAUGGAUUUUGAUGAGAGGUACUUCCAUGGGAAACCACAAAAUAGCUUCCACAAAGCAGUGAAUAUCCCUGAUGUGGUAGUUUUUCCAAGGACUGCAGAGGAAGUGUCCAAGAUAGUCAAAUCUUGUAACAAGUAUAAGGUCCCUAUCGUACCUUAUGGUGGAGCCACAUCAAUCGAGGGUCAUACCUUAUCACCUCAUGGAGGUGUUUGCAUUGACAUGAAUUUGAUGAAAAGAGUCAAAUCAUUACAUGUUGAGGAUAUGGAUGUGGUUGUUGAGCCUGGGAUUGGAUGGAUGGAGCUUAACGAAUACCUGGAGCCUUAUGGUCUAUUCUUUCCUCUUGACCCUGGGCCUGGGGCAACCAUUGGGGGUAUGUGUGCUACACGCUGUUCAGGUUCUUUAGCUGCGAGGUAUGGAACUAUGCGCGAUAAUGUUAUCAAUCUCAAGGUUGUUCUAGCCAAUGGGGAUAUCGUCAAGACAGGAUCUCGUGCUCGAAAAAGUGCUGCAGGGUAUGAUUUGACACGCCUGAUGAUUGGAAGUGAAGGAACUUUAGGCGUGAUAACAGAAGUUACUUUAUGCCUUCAGAAAAUUCCGCAGUACUCAGUGGUUGCAAUGUGUAAUUUUCCAACAAUUAAGGAUGCGGCAGAUGUUGCUAUUGCUACUAUGUUGUCUGGUAUACAGGUAUCAAGGGUGGAGCUAUUGGAUGAGGUCCAAGUGAAAGCUAUCAACAUUGCUAAUGGAAAAAACUUGCCUGAAGCUCCAACUUUGAUGUUUGAAUUUAUAGGCACAGAAUCAUAUUCACGUGAGCAAACACUAAUUGUUCAGAAGAUUGCCUCUGAGCAUAAUGGUUCGGAUUUUGUUUUUGCGGAAGAUCCAGAAGCUAAAAAGGAACUUUGGAAGAUAAGAAAGGAGGCACUUUGGGCUUGCUUUGCGAUGGAGCCCAGUUUUGAAGCAAUGAUAUCGGAUGUAUGUGUUCCUCUAUCACAUUUAGCGGAAUUGAUAUCUAGAUCCAAAGUGGAGCUUGAUGCAUCACCAUUAGUGUGCACAGUUGUUGCUCAUGCUGGUGAUGGAAACUUCCACACAGUGAUUUUAUUUGAUCCAAACCAGGAGGAACAACGGCGAGAAGCUGAGAGAUUAAACCAUUUCAUGGUGCAUACAGCUUUGUCAAUGGAAGGAACAUGUACAGGAGAACACGGUGUUGGUACAGGGAAAAUGAAGUACCUGGAGAAAGAACUUGGAAUAGAGGCUCUGAGGACAAUGAAGAGUAUAAAAGGAGCUUUGGAUCCAAACAACAUCAUGAAUCCGGGAAAGAUCAUACCUCCUCAUGUUUGUUUUUGAGAGCUCUCUCUCUCAUUCCAAUUACUUCUAGUCAUGCAACAUGUGAAACUUGGUUUGUGGAGGGCCAAAAAUGUCAUUUUGAAACAGGUUAGGACUUUGGAAAGGGAACUGCAAUUUGAAAAUGAGCUGUUGUAUAGAACCAAUUAAAUGUGCCAUAAGGUUUGAACCCUAACAUUCCAAUAUUGUGUUGUACUUGAGUCAAUAUACUAGUCUUUGGGACUGAAUAAGUGUUGUACUUGAGUCGAUAAUGAUUUUCUGUCAUUGCUCCAUUCAUUUAGCUAGUUGUUUCAGAAGUGGAUUUGAAAGAGGUUGGUGGUAAGAAACUCUCCCUUUUCAUUGGGUAAAUGUGCUCGAAUAAUUCUGCUUCUUUAGUUUCAAGAAUAGUGUUUGUCUGGAUGUUCAAAAA